Mus musculus (house mouse) is the source of this 3796-nucleotide messenger RNA. RefSeq names its product zinc finger protein 160 (gene Zfp160). The transcript is spliced from 5 exons. Lineage: Eukaryota; Metazoa; Chordata; Mammalia; Rodentia; Muridae. Bases 129 to 2081 code for a protein of 650 amino acids. Gene Ontology annotation, molecular function: sequence-specific double-stranded DNA binding. Gene Ontology annotation, biological process: regulation of DNA-templated transcription. Gene Ontology annotation, cellular component: nucleus. The record is from RefSeq and is marked validated.
GCAGCGACCCGGAAGCGGUUUUGCUCUGCAUAAAUUUUGUAGCUGGGAUUGACUUCUAAACAUUAAUGUUGCACAAGGAAGAACCUGGGAGAAGGAGAAGAAAGAGGAAAUAAAAAAAAAAGCCAGGGAUGGCUGUCACUCAGGGACAGUUGUCAUUCAGUGAUGUAGCCAUAGAGUUCUCUCAAGAGGAAUGGGAAUGCCUAGACCAUGCACAGAGAGCUUUGCACAGGGAUGUCAUGUUGGAGAAUUACAGCAACCUGCUCUCCCUGGGAGUCACACUUCCAAAUUUGAAUGCUAUGUCUAAGUUGGAACAAUACAAAGGGCCCUGGACUGUGGAGAGUGAGGCAAUAAGAACCAGAAAAUCAAAUGGAAAGGAAUAUAUCAGAGCUAUGAGUGCAGAAAAUAUUAAUGGUAAUGAAGCUAAGUCCAUCAGCAGUGGUUCUUCAAUUUUGUCAUCUGACAAAAUUCUUGCUAGUGGUGACAAAGCACCUGUUGUUCAUGAAUAUGAUGUUUAUUCUUCACUACGUAUAAAAGGACAGAAAGCCACCAUUAAGGGGAAACCUUAUCAAUGUAAAGAGUGUGACAAAGUCUUCAGUUAUACUUCUUCUUUAGCAUAUCAUCGGCAGAUUCAUACUGGAGAAAAACUUUACAAGUGUCUUGAGUGUGGUAAGGCUUUUUUUCGACGUUCUUAUCUUUUGGUACAUGAGAGGCAUCAUACUGGAGCGAAACCUUACAAAUGUAAUGAAUGUGGCAAGGUGUUCAGUCAGAAUUCACACCUUAAGAGUCAUCGAAGAAUCCAUACUGGUGAGAAACCAUUCAAGUGCAAUCAUUGUGGCAAAGCCUUUAGUGUUCGUUCAAACCUAACUCACCAUCAGGUAAUCCAUACUGGAGAUAAACCUUAUAAAUGUAAUGAGUGUGGCAAGGUCUUCAGUCAAACCUCAAGCCUCACAAUUCAUCGUAGAACUCACACUGGAGAGAAACCUUACAGGUGCAAUGAGUGUGGGAAAGUAUUCAGUUCACAUUCAAACCUAAAUACCCAUCAGGCAAUCCAUACUGGAGAAAAACCCUACAAAUGUUCAGAGUGUGGCAAGGUCUUUACUCAGAAUUCACACCUUGCAAAUCAUUGGAGAAUACAUACUGGAGAGAAACCUUACAAGUGUAAUGAGUGUGGCAAAGCCUUUAGUGUAUACUCUAGCCUCACUACCCAUCAGGCAAUCCAUACAGGAGAAAAACCUUACAAGUGUAAUGAAUGUGGCAAGGUCUUCACUCAAAAUUCACACCUAGCUAGUCACCGUGGAGUUCACAGUGGGGAAAAGCCUUACAAGUGUGAAGAAUGUGGCAAACUCUUCAGCCAAACUUCAAAUCUUGCAAGACAUUGGAGAGUUCACACUGGAGAGAAGCCUUACAAAUGCAGUGAAUGUGGCAAAGCUUUUAGUGUGCGUUCUAGCCUGAUUGCCCAUCAAGUAAUCCAUACUGGAGAAAAGCCUUAUAAAUGUACUGAAUGUGGCAAGGUCUUCAGUCAGACUUCAAGCCUUUCAAUCCAUCAAAGAAUUCACACUGGAGAGAAACCUUACAGAUGCAAUGAGUGUGGAAAAGCCUUUAAUUCACAUUCCAACCUAAAUACCCAUCAAGUAAUCCAUACUGGACAAAAACCCUAUAAAUGUAUGCAAUGUGGCAAGGUCUUUACUCAAAAUUCACAUCUUGCAAAUCAUCAAAGAACCCAUACAGGAGAGAAACCUUACAAAUGUAAUGAGUGUGGCAAAGCCUUCAGUGUGUACUCAAGUUUGACUACUCAUCAGGCAAUCCAUACUGGAGAAAAACCUUAUAAGUGUAAUGAAUGUGGUAAAGUCUUCACGCAAAAUUCACACCUAGCUAGUCACCGGAGGACUCAUACUGGAGAAAAACCUUACCAGUGUAAUAAGUGUGAUAAAGCCUUUAGUGUGCGUUCAAGCUUGACUACCCAUCAGGCAAUCCAUACUGGAGAAAAACCUUACACAUGUAGUGAGUGUGGCAAAGUCUUUAGUCGAAGUUCCAACCUUACAAGUCAUCAGAGACUUCAUGUUGGACAGAAGCAUAUGUGAAUAUAGCAAGGUCUUUGGGCAUAAUUCACUUCUUGCAUAAUAUCCAGGAAUACAAUCCUAAUAAAAUGUUAGUAUUGUGUUGACGAUAAACACCCAUCAUGAGUUCAAAUAUGUCACUAGAUGUAGUGGUAUGCAUGUACAACCACCCUUUUCAGGGUGUUGUGGGAGCAUUGUCUGCUUGGCAUAUGUAGGAAGAACUUGACCUAAAUUUAAAAAUAUAUCAAGCUUUUGUAGACAUAUAACAUAUUAAGAAGACAUUUCAUACAUGUAGAGAAGAUGCUUCAGGAUAUGAUUUCCACCUCUAUAAACCCAAAAAUGCACAUUGUUGAUGAAAUAAUCCAAUUGGCACUUAUUGAGGAUGUUACUUAAUGACUAUUUACAGUGGAAGGUGAAUAGAAGGAGUUAUUCAGCCUCUUGUUUUUCAUGGCUAAUCUUCAAUGUUACAUUCCACAGAAUAAUUGAUAAUUACUGAACAAUUAAAAGUCAAAAUAGCUAAAACGUGAUAUAUUUGAAAGGUUGAAGAUGGUUGAUACUUGCCUUUAAUAUUCGUGUACUCAUUUAUUUAUGGUUCCUUGAAAAAUCUGCUUUGCCAUUUGUAAUUGUUAUCUGAAACUUUCUGAUGAUACAAUACCUGCCUCAGGGGCCUUUUAUUGCAGCCUUUGGGAAAAAUAGGGUAAAAAGUCACAUUAAUAGAAAAGGGUCAUGUAUGUCUGGUUUUUGAGAAUGACUCCAUUCCACCUUUUGAAUUAAGUAUUGGCUAAGAUAUGUUCCUAAUUUGUGUUUAGAUUCUGUAUUAAAUGCCAUGACUAAAGCUAACUUGGUGAGAAAGUGGUUUAUUUCAUCUUAUAGGUUAUAAUUGAUCAAGAGAAGCCAGGAUAAAGGCUAGACUAGGAACCUGGAAGCAGGGACUAAGGAAGAAAAUGGAGAAAUGAUACCUGGUGAAUUGCUUUUCUUGGCUUAGCUUCCUUCAUACAACCUAGGACCAUGUUCCAAGGGGUGGCACUGCCCAAAGUGGUCUAUGUCCUCAUAUAUCAGUAAUUAAUAAAGAAAAUACUUGACAGAAAUGGCCAGAGUCCAACCUGAUGAAUGUGAAGGGUCUCUCUUCUCAGGAAACUCUAGUUUGUGUCAAGUUAAAAGAUCUAUCCAUAUCAUUUGUCAUCUGAAAGGGACAAGAUAUUGUAAAAUUACAGCAUAAAUUUAUCGUUUAUUGUAUAUGAUGGAGCAUUCUGUGGGGUAAAAGCAAUUAAGUUGGAAAGAAAUGAUCUACCAUCUGAUCAUUGGAUACAGAAACUGCCACAAAAUUAGGAUACUGCACUUUUUGUGAAAUAAGAACAGUAGGCUAUUAGGGAUGUGGUGUUUGUCAAAUAAACUGCAGAAGACUUAGUGAACUUCUUUGAGUAACAACAGGUUUCAUAUUAGGAAAUAAUAAUUUUUCUUACUUUUAAAAUUAAAGUGAAAAACAUUAUUAGAAUGGAACUUAUCUCAAAGAAAUUUUAGGGGCUGUGUAUGUAGCUAGAAAAGAAACACUUGUGUCAUGCAUGUGAGGCCCUAAGUUCAAUGUUCAGCAGCACCAAAAGUAAAAAAAAAUACACAAAACGUUUCUUAAGAGUGACAUCAUUUAACUAUUGUUGUUAAGUUUGUCCACUGUCUUAUUCAAAAUAUAUCAUUAAUUGAACUUGUAACUAAUGAAAGUAAAGCUUUUAUUUUCCUAUAAA